AUCAAUUAAUUGAGAAUGGCAAGUAUGGGAACUCCUCCAAGGUCAGUGGAUCCUCUUGUUGUAGGAAAAGUGAUCGGAGAUGUUAUUGACAUGUCUGUUCCAGUGGUUGAGUUUACUGUCGAGUAUGGUUCAAAACAAAUACCAAAUGGAGUAGAAAUAAAACCGGAUGCAGCUGCACAAAAGCCUAGAGUCCAUAUAAAGGGUUCUCGUGAUUCUAAUAAUCUUUACACCCUUGUAAUGGCUGAUCCAGAUGCUCCUAGUCCCAGUGAACCGACUUUUAGAGAAUUGCUCCAUUGGAUUGUCACAGAUAUUCCAGAGUGUGGCGAUGCCUCUGAAGGGAGGGAGGUGCUGGAAUAUAUGGGACCAGCGCCACCAGCAGGGAUACAUCGAUACGUGUUUACUUUGUUUAGGCAGACAGAGGCGGAGCAAGUGCCUCAUAAACCACCAGAAGGGCGUUCCAAAUUCAAGACUCGCCAGUUUGCAAGUGACAAUGGACUUGGUCUUCCUGUGGCUGCCCUUUACUUCAACUCACAUGCUGCAAACAAGAAGCGUUAGCUAGCUAGCCUACCUACUCGAUCAUCACUAGCUCUUUACAAUAAAGAUAUAGAUAUAGGUGUAUAGAUAAAUCACCCUUUAUAUGUGAAUAUAAUAUACCAAUGUAAUCUCUAGCUUAUGCUUGUUAGUUAGUACAGUAAGAACCAAGCAUAUACCAACCAGUAUCUACACUGAGUCAUGUAUAGAUGUGUUUAUGUUAUAUAUUUAUAAGAACACAUACAUGUUGCUGGAUCA
This is a messenger RNA of Lycium barbarum (goji berry), 789 nucleotides long. RefSeq names its product protein MOTHER of FT and TFL1-like. The transcript has 4 exons. The record is from RefSeq and is a predicted model, not a curated record. The coding region runs from base 16 to 555 and encodes 179 amino acids. Lineage: Eukaryota; Viridiplantae; Streptophyta; Magnoliopsida; Solanales; Solanaceae.